This is a messenger RNA of Aspergillus aculeatus ATCC 16872, 1047 nucleotides long. RefSeq lists its product as uncharacterized. NCBI's taxonomy places the organism in Eukaryota, Fungi, Ascomycota, Eurotiomycetes, Eurotiales, Aspergillaceae. Gene Ontology annotation, molecular function: iron ion binding; monooxygenase activity; oxidoreductase activity, acting on paired donors, with incorporation or reduction of molecular oxygen. The record is from RefSeq and is a predicted model, not a curated record. The annotation marks the transcript as partial. The transcript has 3 exons.
CGUCAUAAUGUUGUCCUUGUCGAGCCUUCCAGCUAUAUCCUCAAGGUUGUUAACCAGCUUCAAUACCUUUUGAAGGGGCCGGAAAUUGUACAAAAGGCACACGUAAAAAAGAUGUUCCAGCCCAAGUAUACCAUGAACGGCCUCGAAUACGACGACUGCAUGAGCGCCAACGGGACUGUCCACCAGCGAGCCCUGCAAGCGGAGCUGCGAUCCCACCUGCCAACCCUAACCCAGCCGUUGCAUGACUGCAUAGCCCAAGCGCUCGCCGCAGAGAUCACAGCCCACAAGCCCCAGUCUGGGGAAUGGCGCGCAGUGCCCAUCUUCCCCAUGGCCAAGCGCCUGAUCACCGCCGCCAACGCCCUGGUCUUCUUCGGGCCCGAGGUCUCAAGCGACCAGGUCUUCCUCGACGCCGCGCUCGAGUACCCCGAACACCUCAUGGAAACUGCCGAAGCGCUGCGCCUGCUCCCUGCCUGGGUCGCGCCCUUUGCAGCGCCGUAUCUAAUGCGCCGCCACCGAGCGGUGAAGAUCCUGCUGGAUCGUCUCACCCCCGUCGUCGAGGCGCGGAUCCGCAACAACAACAGCAGCACCACCACCACCACUGCCCCGGAACAUGCAGACUGCAUCCAAUUCUUCGUCAACGCGGCCGCGCGCAAGAACCAGCAACACGAAUGGCCGGCCCAGCGCAUCAUCCAGGUCCUGCUAGGCGUGUGGUUCGCCUCCGUCCACCAGCCAGCCAUGUGUCUCUUCUAUGCCCUAGACGACCUCUGCCUGCAUCCCGAGUUCACGUCUGCGCUACGCGACGAGGUCGUCCGCGCCGCUAUGCCCCAACCAACCACCACCACCACCCAACAACCAGAAAUCAACCCCAACCACCUCCCCCUCCUCACCAGCUUCCUCAAAGAAUCCGCCCGCCUGCACCCAACCGAUUCCAUCUCCCUGCGCCGCAAACAACAUCCUCCGAUUUCACAGACGCAGACGUCACCUUCCCGAUCUGGGGGCUGGGCAAACGCGCCUGUCCCGGACGGUAUUAUGCGUCGGUGCUUCUGA